Molecule: messenger RNA, 1630 nt
Organism: Dermacentor albipictus
Lineage: Eukaryota; Metazoa; Arthropoda; Arachnida; Ixodida; Ixodidae
Product: neuropeptide F-like
Source: RefSeq, a predicted model, not a curated record
UAAGGCGACCGAAGGGAUAUUGCUUCUGCAGUUGCUGGACGCACGAGCGCGACCCCUCUGUUGCAUUCGCCGCGGUGGUGCGGCGUCGACGGUGGAGCCCUGGACACGAUUGGGCCCGCGGCGAUGCCAUUUGUCUGCGUCGUCACCCUCGUAACCCCCGUGGCGUCCUGCGACGCGCCGCGUCAAAAGCGACGCCGGCGCCCCGCCGCGGAUCCAACGGCGACCGACCGGCGCGCACCUUCGACGGGAAAUCCCGCUUUCCCGCGCGCGCGUUCGAACUCCCGGCGCGUAUGCGCGCGUGCGCCCGAGUCCUUUUUCUUUUUCUGUACGUCCGUGUUUCUCCUUCCGAUUUCCCUCCUUCAUUGACGAUCGGGCCUUCUUUUUUUUAUUUGUCUCCUAUGUGGGCGGCGCUGUUCCCAUUGGUCCCCGACUCGAUCCUUCGAUCACGUGACCGGGAGUACGCGGGCGCGCGCGCGCCUUAUAAAAACGGGUGCCGGUGGGAAGCGCUUUCCCGUGGCCAAAGAAAGAACCUUCCGCGCACAUUAUACGUACGUGAACGUACCGAGCGCUGAGACACGCGCAGCUGGAUCGCGCGAUCGCGGGGUGGGUUGGUGAGGAUUCAUUAGAUACAUGUAGAGUCGACAAGUAGCUGGAAUAGCUGUGCACAACAUAGUGAACCGGGGAAUAUAGUGAGAGAUAAAGAAUAUCAUCAGGCGUAUAGGUGCCGAGGAGGCAACGAGCAAAAUCUGUUGAUCUCUUGAUAAAGCAAUAUAGACUUAAAAAUCAGGGGGAGGCCGAGAUAGAUUCUGCUGUCUGUACUCCACUGCUACCGCUGCACUGAUGGGAGCUGCCGGCAAGGGCCGCAUAGUGGCCACCAUGUCCUUGGCUUUGCUGGUUGGUCUGCUGGUCCUGCAGAUGACGGCCGUGCUCGCUCGUGCGGACCCCGAGGAAGUGGGCGGCAACGUGGUGGAAGCGCUACGCCUGCUUGAGCAUCUCGACAAGUACUACUCGCACGUCAACCGGCCCAGGUUCGGAAGAAGCGUUCCGGUCCGGUUCUCAGGCGGCUCGAUGUCGUCGACGUCCGAUGAGUACGAGAGAUAGCACAGGCAGGCGUCGCCGUCACCGAGGCACAGGAAACCCAGUCACGCCCUCCUUCCAGGACACCGGUGGUUCCAGCACGUCCAGACAGCAUCGCAGCCGAGUUUCUCGAAGCACCGAAAAAAAGAAAACGCAGGGAGCGGAGACACUGGAAAAAGACCCAGCGUCCGCAACUCGGCUCCUCUAACGGGAGAAGUCGCACUCGCCGGCGACGUUCGUCCUCCUCUGCGUGCUGUGCUGGACACUGUCUCGCGAUUCGCGAUCGCCAUGCGGACAUGGAGCGCGUGGCAGGCGUUUCACCGCACGGCACGCGAGAAGAAAACCGAAAGACCGUAACUGUCCAGCUAGCGCCAUGAUUCCCACCCACUCCCUUAACCCUACUCCUGAACGCCACGCCAUGUUCCAGCGUCUGAAAUAAAGACCCCCGAUGUCGCCAUUUUGUACUGGCACGCCCGAGAGCAUCUUCUACGGGUAUUCUCUGUGUCAGUAAAGAACAAGAGGUAGAAAAGCUGAAAUAAAGCCUAGUAGCACA